Messenger RNA from Colletotrichum destructivum, 939 nucleotides. RefSeq names its product Putative auxiliary Activity family 9. Lineage: Eukaryota; Fungi; Ascomycota; Sordariomycetes; Glomerellales; Glomerellaceae. The transcript has 2 exons. Bases 1 to 939 code for a protein of 312 amino acids. The record is from RefSeq and is a predicted model, not a curated record.
AUGUCUUCCGUCAAGUCCGCCAUUGCUCUCGUCAGCGCCUUCGCCGCUGGUGCCUUCGCCCACGGCAAGGUCGACGGCUACCUCUUUGACGGCACCUACUCCCCCGGCUACAGCCUCGACUCGUACUACCUCAAGCUGAACGGCGGCACUCCCCCCGUCAUCGCCGCCUGGUCCGCCGAGAACCUCGACAACGGCUUCGUCGACGGCACCGGCUACGCCACCGCCGACAUCAACUGCCACAAGAACGCCGCGCCCGGAGGCUCCUCCGCCAAGGUCGCCGCCGGCGGCACCGUUGAGUUCCAGUGGUCCGCCUGGCCCGAGUCGCACUUCGGCCCCGUCUUCACCUACGCCGCCAAGGUCGACGGCGACUUCGCCUCGGUCGACAAGACCACCCUCAAGUGGGUCAAGAUCGACGAGGCCGGCUAUGACGCCGCCACCAAGGAGUGGGCCGCCACCAAGCUCAUCAAGAACAACAACACCUGGACCUCCACCAUCCCCUCCGACCUGGCCCCCGGCAACUACGUCCUCCGCCACGAGAUCAUCGCCAUGCACGGCGCCGGCUCCCUGAACGGCGCCCAGAACUACCCCCAGUGCGUCAACGUCGAGAUCUCCGGCUCCGGCACCGCCAACCCCGAGGGCACCCUCGGCACCGAGCUGUACAAGGCCACCGACGCCGGCAUCCAGUUCAACCCCUACGGCACCAUCACGGACUACGCCAUCCCCGGCCCCGCUCUGUACGGCUCCGGCUCCGGCUCCCAGCCCACCACUCCUACCACUCCCACUACUCCCACCACCCCCAUCAACAACGGCACCGCUCCCGCCACCCCCUCCACCCCUACCACCACUCUCCCCUCCGCCGCCCCGGCCGUCUCUGACGAGGCCGACUACGGCUGCGCCUCCAAGAAGGCCCGCCGUCACGCUCGCGCUUUCCGCUUGUAA